CGAUAAUUUCAUCAGAACAUUCUUCAAGAAUAACCAACAACUUGAAACCUAACUUACCAGAAAUAGAAGAAUAUCAAAAUGUCGACAACAUUCAAAGCCAUAAGAGACCGGACAUACUCAGGCGUAGGAGACCUCAUCAGACUCCUCCCGACAGGAACCGUCUUCUUGUUUCAGUUCUUAAACCCUGUCUUAACCAACAAUGGACAUUGCCUCCUUAUCAACAAAUACUUAACCGGAGCUCUUAUCGUUAUAUGCGCCUUCUCGUGCUGCUUCACUUGCUUCACCGAUAGCUACCGAACUAGUGACGGUUACGUUCACUAUGGAGUCGCUACCGUGAAGGGUAUCUGGCCAGAUUCUUCUUCAAAGGAUUUGUCUUCGUAUCGGCUUAGAGUUGGAGAUUUCGUUCACGCUUUCUUCUCUCUUAUCGUUUUCAGUGUUAUUUCUUUGUUGGAUUCUAAUACUGUUAACUGUUUCUAUCCUGGAUUUGGUUCCACUGGGAAGAUUUUUCUAAUGGUUUUGCCUCCAGUGAUAGGAGUUAUAUCCGGCACUGUCUUCACGGUGUUCCCUACUAGACGUCACGGAAUUGGGAAUCCGUCCGAGAACAAUGACGAAAAUGCUUCUGAGAUGGAGAAAUGAUAUAUAUGAGUUUCACUAUAUAUAUGUGCAUAAUUCAAU
This is a messenger RNA of Brassica oleracea var. oleracea, 675 nucleotides long. RefSeq lists its product as uncharacterized. Bases 79 to 636 code for a protein of 185 amino acids. NCBI's taxonomy places the organism in Eukaryota, Viridiplantae, Streptophyta, Magnoliopsida, Brassicales, Brassicaceae. The record is from RefSeq and is a predicted model, not a curated record. Gene Ontology annotation, biological process: endomembrane system organization. The transcript has a single exon.